GACCGCUGACAAACGGAGAGCAAAGUACAGACCUGACAGCCCCAAAAUGAGCCAGUCACUCGCGUUACUUGGUAGCAUAUUAAACUAUGCUGAUUCUUUUAACUGUUUUGCCGCCAAACAGUGAUUUUUUUUUGUCGCGCGGAUGUUUCUUUGAAGUUGCCACUCGGCGUUUAGUCAGUCGUGUUGUUGAAUAUUAGUGUGCUUCUGUUUGUGACACUUUUCAUCUUUGCUAACUAACUGCUUCAUUUAAACGACGUCAUGAUACCUGAAUGUCCACGCGCCGGGACCUCGAGGAGCCGUACCCGCUUCCAACACAGCCCGAGCCCGGCAGCCGAACCGAGCCAGGGCCGCAGCGUCAGCGGUUUGCUGUCCGAAAUCAAAACCACCAUCCACACCGAACCCUUCACCGACCACUACACCAUCAUCCCCGGGAAGGAGCUCGGAAGGGGAAAAUUUGCUGUGGUCAGAAAGUGUGUGGAAAAAAGCACAGGCAACGAGUACGCCGCAAAGUUCAUGAGGAAGAGACGGAAAGGCCAAGACUGCCGCAUGGACAUCAUCCAUGAGAUCGCAGUGCUGGAGCUGGCCACAGCUAGCCCCCAUGUGAUCAACCUCCACCAGGUCUAUGAGAUGGCUUCUGAGAUGGUGCUGGUCCUGGAGUUUGCGGCUGGAGGUGAGAUCUUCAACCAGUGUGUGUCAGAUCAGGAAGACGAGGCCUUCAGUGAGGAGGACGUGAAGAGGCUCAUGAGGCAGAUCCUGGAGGGAGUCUCCUUCCUCCACCAGAACAAUGUAGUCCACCUGGACCUGAAGCCUCAGAACAUCCUGCUGACCAGCAGCUCUCCUCUGGGAGACAUUAAGAUCGUGGACUUCGGCCUGUCCAGGAUGGUCAGCAGCCAGCAGGAGAUCAGGGAGAUCAUGGGAACUCCGGAGUACGUCGCUCCUGAGAUUCUAAACUAUGAGCCCAUCAGCACAGCAACAGAUAUGUGGAGCACUGGUGUUUUGGCCUAUGUGAUGCUGACGGGGAUCUCUCCGUUCCUGGGCGAGAACAAGCAGGAGACGUUUCUCAACAUCUCCCAGCUCAAUGUGAGCUACACCGAGGAGGAGCUGCAGCAGCUGGACCAGGCCGCCCUGUCCUUCAUCCAAACGCUGCUCUGCAAGCAGCCACAGGAUCGGGCCACAGCUGAGCAGUGUCUCAAACACCCCUGGCUUCAGUCCUCAGAGCCUCAGGAGACCCAGACAGAAGAGCAGAAUCUCCCAGUGGAGAACCAAGGGAAAUCCAGCUCCACCAGCAGCUCCACCAGUAGCCCUGAACCUCCCAGCAGCACCUCCACGGCAGAGGAGGAGGAGGAUGAGGAGGGAGAAGCCCCAGUGACGGAGGAGCUGAUAGUGAUGGCUGCAUACACACUGGGUCAGUGCCGCCAGUCGUCCAGCUCCAGCUCCGAAAAGGAGGCGCUGGCUGCAGAGCAGAAGGCCAUCUCCAAACGCUUCAAGUUUGAGGAGCCUUUCAGCGCCCUGCAGGAGGUCCCUGGAGAGUUCAUCUACUGACCCCCCCCCUUACGACUGGUACUGUCUGAGGAAAGUUAGUGUUGUCACAGUAACAAGAAUAAACCUUGUGAAUAUACCAGUCCCCCUCCAUAUAUUCUGUAUGUUUAUGAUCAGAUGCUGCUGCACAGCCACUCUGAUUUUAUUUAAGCAGUUGGAUUUAAAGUGCAUUUUUAAGGACCUGCACGUUUUUCUCCCAAAAUGCAUCUGCUUGCUUGACACCCACCUUCUCUACCUUCUCACACGGCUGCAGCAGGUUUAUGUCUUGAUUUGGUUUGCUGUUGUGUUUCUCUUUCUCUCUGAGCAACUGGCCAAAUGUAGACAGCGAGACAUUUCCAGAAGUUCAGCUUUUGGUGUUGAAGAGUGAGGUCUUCUUUUUGCAGCUGUCAUCUCAGACCAACUUUGAACAAUUAACCCUUUAACACCUGGAUCAAGAUGAGUUUUUUUGGUGCUG
Messenger RNA from Plectropomus leopardus (leopard coralgrouper), 1993 nucleotides. It is a transcript of the gene stk17a, whose product is annotated as serine/threonine kinase 17a. The record is from RefSeq and is a predicted model, not a curated record. Gene Ontology annotation, cellular component: nucleus. Lineage: Eukaryota; Metazoa; Chordata; Actinopteri; Perciformes; Serranidae. Gene Ontology annotation, molecular function: ATP binding; protein serine/threonine kinase activity. Gene Ontology annotation, biological process: positive regulation of apoptotic process; intracellular signal transduction; protein phosphorylation.